GUUUCCAGUUAUUAGAAAAAUAUCUGUGCAUGUCACAAACUUGACAGUGAUCAAAGCACUGAAGAACUUAUUCUCUGAAUAUGGAGUUUACAGCUCAAAACAUUUUGCAGCGUUCACUUCAAACUUAUAAAUUGCAUGCACUAGAAAUAUAAGAAAUAUGGAGUCAGUGAGCGAGCGGCGAAUGCGAUAUGGCAAGCAGAGCCUCAUGUUCUUAGCCACGAGCUUCGGCUACAUCUCCGUCGGAAUGUCGCUCACGUGGCCGAACGCCUUUGCCUCUGACGUCAGAGUAAACAACAGCACCUUCUUCGGGACGGAAAUCGCGUGCUCUGAUUGGCAGAUGGAUAUGGUAGGCAGCAUGAUCUUCCUGGGCUCCCUCCCCGGCUUCCUCUUCGCCGGGUGGCUCGUGCGGGCGCUGGGGAGGCGGUGGUCCAUGGUCGUCGCCUCUCUUCCGGGUCUCCUGGGCGCCCUCCUGAUCUGCCUGGCGCUCAGUAUCGAAAUGGUCCUCGUCGGGAGGUUCCUCGAGGGCGCGAUGUUCGGGAUGAUGGGCGUGGCGGCGAGGACCUACAUCGUGGAGAUCGCCGACACCGAGAUCCGCGGGUCGGCGUCGGUCGUGGUCAACCUGAUGAUGCAGGUGGGCAGCGUGUCCGUGCUCGCCCUCGGCAUCCCGCUCAGGUGGUACCAGGUGUCCUUCGUCAGCAUCGGCCUCCUCGCCUGCUACUGCCUCCUGCUGGUUCCUUCCUUGCCCGAGAGCCCCACGUACCUGGUCGUGACGGGCAAGGAAGAGGAAGCGAAGGCCGUCCUCCGUCGCCUGCGGGGCCCGGGAGUCGACAUCUCCAAGCUGCUGCAGAACCUGAAGAAGCAGAACGAGGCCCUCCAGAACACCGUCGGCUGGGGGUUCCUCCUGCAGCGAGACAUCCUGCGGCGGGAGCUGAUCCUCUUCGGGCUGUUCCUGAUCGCGAACUUCACGGGCGUGCAGGUCAUCAAGGCCAACACGGCGAGGAUGCUGGCGUCGUCGGACUUGGCGCUCGACGGCAAGCUCAGCGCCAUCCUCGUCACCUUCGUCCUCUUCGUCGGCAACUUCUUCAUGCUCCUCAUCCUGGACCGCGUGGGGCGUCGCCGGUGCUUGGUGCUCUCCCUCUGCCUGCUGCUGGUCGCCUACGCCGCCCUGGGCACCUUCACGUUCUACAGCCAGCAGGACACGGUGCUCCCAGUCGAAAUAGAGCUCUCUGUGUUCGCAGAUGCCAACUCAACCGUGGAGUAUUUCUACGAGAACCCGCCGGCAGAGACCUCGUGGAGCUGGGUCCCCCUGGCGUGCCUGAUGCUGGCGGCCCUCGGGCAGAGCAUGGGCUCGGGACCCAUCCCCUGGAUCCUCUCGCCCGAGUACUUCCCCACCGCCAUCAGGUCGCAGGCGAUGUGCAUCUGCACCCUGAUGGGCAGCAUACAGGCCUUCGCCAGCCUGCAGCUGUUCAGUCCCAUGCAGAACCUUCUGACGGAGGCCGGUCUCUACUGGACCUACAGCUGCACCGCCGGCGUUGGAAUAGUGUACACGCUGCUUUUCCUUGAGGAGACCAGCGGCGCGUCUGUAGGCUGAACAGCUGAUCGUGAGAAGUAGUUUUGUGAUUGAUAUUCCUUUGCGUGAAUAUAAUUUGGAGAUUUUUAUAUCAUACAGAGGCUUUACGUAUUUAAUUUUGCGUAUCACACACACACACACACACACACACACACACACACACACACACACACACACACACACACACACACACACACACACACACACACACACACACACACUCAC
Penaeus chinensis is the source of this 1795-nucleotide messenger RNA. RefSeq names its product facilitated trehalose transporter Tret1-2 homolog. The transcript has 7 exons. The coding region runs from base 158 to 1591 and encodes 477 amino acids. Gene Ontology annotation, cellular component: membrane. Gene Ontology annotation, molecular function: transmembrane transporter activity. Gene Ontology annotation, biological process: transmembrane transport. The record is from RefSeq and is a predicted model, not a curated record. Lineage: Eukaryota; Metazoa; Arthropoda; Malacostraca; Decapoda; Penaeidae.